Molecule: messenger RNA, 1663 nt
Organism: Seminavis robusta
Lineage: Eukaryota; Bacillariophyta; Bacillariophyceae; Naviculales; Naviculaceae
Source: the annotation of a GenBank genome assembly
UAGAGAUAAUCAGCACAUCUCAGAUCCAGCACAAUUCCAAGUUGAUGGCAUUGAUGCAUGGCAAAGGCACCGUCAAGGUCCAAGUCUUUCCUCUUUCUCUAGUAGCCUAGCGUUGUCAGUUUUGGGUGCUCUAUCCUCUGCAUGUAUCGAUAGAUAGAAGAUGUUUCGCCGUUCACUGCCCCGUUUCAAGUCUCUGACUAACCUGGCGACACUCAAGGUCCAUGGGCCGGAUGGCAAGGGCAUCGUGGCGGCCUGUUGCAAUCUCUUGGACCGCAAAGGCUAUGAAAUUGUCGGAAGUGAGCAUUGGACGGAUCGGAUUGAAAACCUGAUUUUCCUCCGCAUUGCUUUUGACAAGGAACCUCAAAUUGCCAGUAGUGGUGGCCUGUUGGAUCGAUGCCAGAAUGCCGUGGAGACGGCCGAUGCGACAGAACAAGCCUUGCAACAGCUGUGUAGAGACCGAGACUUGGCGUUCCAACUGAAUUGGCGCCAAGAGCGAGCCAAGGUGGCCAUUAUGGUCUCCAAAUACGAUCACUGUCUCUGGGAAUUGCUACUAAGGCACGAAGCAGACGAACUCGACUGUGACAUUGUCGGCAUUCUUUCCAAUCACGACAAUCUGCGACCCGUCGCCGAGACGUUUGGAAUUCCGUACCAUCUCUUUCCCAUUACCAAGCAAAACAAACGCGAACAAGAACGACACGAAAUUCAACUACUAAAGGACGUCCUCCAAGCCAAUGUCGUGGUGUUGGCACGGUACAUGCAAAUUUUCACGCAACACUUUUUGCAAGCAUUUCCCAAUUCCAUCAUCAAUAUACAUCAUUCCUUUUUACCGGCGUUUCAGGGAAGUAGACCUCAUCAUGCCGCGUUUGAACGGGGCGUCAAACUCAUUGGAGCCACGGCACAUUAUGCUACGGCAGAUUUGGACGAAGGACCCAUUAUUGAACAAGAUGUGAUUAGUGUGACGCAUCGAGACGGAGUCGAUGGAUUGAUACAAAAGGGAAGAAUACUGGAACGAAAUGUGCUCGCCAGAGCCUUGCAAGCACAUCUUGACGACCGGGUCAUUGUUUACAACAAUAAAUGCGUCGUCUUUGGGGAUUAGUCUAGCUAAAAAGGCUGCAUGAGUGCCUUUUUGGAAACUUACUUGACCAACGAACUGGUUGACUCGACUCUGCGCGGUACGGUACAUCCACGAGUGUCUGAUAUGUAGCUAUCUCUACUAACGGUAGUAUGGAAUGAAUGUGUCAUCAACAUUCGGCACAAUUAAAGGGCCACGGCAACCGGGACGUUCGUAGCAACAAAACCAUAGAGAAUUCGUUCUUGGAACCCAGUUCGAUCGAACUCCCACAGCGAUUUGCCCAGGAACUCAAGAUUGAGUCUAGCAUUCCAUGUCCUCGCCUCCACUGCUCUGUUCUGUUCUGCCACCAGUCAACGCACCGGAACAGCAGGUGCGGGUGUCCUUGGGACCAUAGUUGCAGUCUAUCUGAUGGAUGCCGUUGAUGUGCUGCACAGCGAAGAAGCAUCGGUGUAUUCACGCCAAGGAUACUGCCGCCAUUUUCAAGGCGUCGAGUGACAGUCUCUGGAUCGAGUGGACUUGGGUAAACUCUUUGCUUGCUAGCGAUAGCCAUGAACCGUUAUCUGACAUGGCAAGGUCGCAACUGAAGAAAGG